GGGCAGGCCGGGAGCCGUAGUCCGGCGCGGAGCCGCAGCCAGGCCCGCAGCCGUAGUCCGGCGGGCGGCCCCGCGGUCGCCGGGUGCCGGCGAGGCUGGCGCGGGCCAUGGCGGCGGUCGGAGCCCCGGCGGGCGGCGCGGGGCGCUCGAAGGUGGCGCCGAGCGUGGACUUCGACCACAGCUGCUCGGACAGCGUCGAGUACCUCACCCUCAACUUCGGGCCCUUCGAGACGGUGCACCGGUGGCGCCGCCUCCCGCCCUGCGACGAGUUCGUGGGGGCCCGGCGCAGCAAGCACACCGUGGUGGCCUACCGGGACGCCAUCUACGUCUUUGGCGGGGACAACGGGAAGACGAUGCUGAACGACCUGCUGCGCUUCGACGUGAAGGACUGCUCGUGGUGCAGGGCUUUUACCACGGGGACCCCGCCAGCACCGCGCUAUCACCACUCAGCUGUGGUCUAUGGGAGCAGCAUGUUUGUGUUUGGCGGCUAUACUGGAGACAUUUAUUCCAAUUCCAACCUGAAGAAUAAGAAUGAUCUCUUUGAAUAUAAGUUUGCAACUGGACAGUGGACAGAGUGGAAGACUGAAGGAAGGUUGCCAGUUGCGAGGUCAGCUCAUGGUGCAACAGUGUAUAGUGAUAAGCUGUGGAUCUUUGCAGGAUAUGAUGGCAAUGCACGGUUAAAUGAUAUGUGGACAAUUGGCCUACAGGAUAGAGAGCUAACGUGCUGGGAAGAGAUUGAACAAAGUGGUGAAAUUCCUCCUUCCUGCUGUAAUUUUCCCGUGGCUGUUUGCAAAGACAAGAUGUUUGUUUUCUCUGGCCAGAGUGGAGCAAAGAUUACCAAUAAUCUCUUUCAGUUUGAAUUCAAGGAAAAGAUUUGGACACGAAUUCCUACCGAGCACUUACUUCGAGGCUCCCCUCCUCCUCCACAACGAAGGUACGGCCACACAAUGGUGGCGUUCGACCGGCAUCUCUACGUGUUUGGUGGUGCUGCAGAUAACACGCUGCCCAACGAGCUUCACUGCUACGACGUGGACUCUCAGACCUGGGAAGUUAUCCAGCCCAGCCCAGACAGUGAGGUGUCCCAUCCAGAAGGGUCUGAGAGAGUAUCUGCCCCAGAAGAAGCUCCCUCCUUGCCCUCAGAAGAAUGUAGUUUUAGAAAAUCUCAGGAUGUAUUUGGUUUAGAUUUCGGCAUAGCAACAUUUAAACAGCCACCCACAGCAGACUCAGAGUUACCCAGUGGGAGACUCUUCCACGCUGCAGCUGUUAUCUCAGAUGCUAUGUACAUCUUCGGUGGCACGGUGGACAAUAACAUUAGGAGUGGAGAAAUGUACAGGUUCCAGUUUUCUUGUUACCCUAAAUGCACUCUUCAUGAAGAUUAUGGAAGGCUGUGGGAAAACAGGCAGUUCAGUGACUUGGAGUUUGUUUUGGGAGAGAAGGAAGAACGAGUCCGAGGGCAUACCGCAAUUGUUACAGCUCGCUGCAAGUGGCUGAAAAAGAAAAUCAUACAGGCAAGGGAGAGGUUGAAACAGAAAUCAAAGCAAGAUGUUGAAGACGAGGGACAUUCGACAUGUCAGAAGGUUGGGAUUGGUGGGAAUGUCAAGUUGUGCCGCCUGCAGCCGCUGCUGGAAGUGCCCAUCCGAGAGGCUGAGGCGCAACCCUUCGAGGUGCUCAUGCAGUUUCUGUAUACGGAUAAAAUAAAAUACCCUCGCAAAGGCCAUGUGCAGGAUGUGUUACUUAUUAUGGAUGUAUACAAACUAGCUUUAAACUUCAAGCUCUCUCGACUGGAACAGCUCUGCCUUCAAUAUAUUGAAGCAUCCGUAGAUUUGCAGAAUGUGCUCAUUGUGUGUGAAAAUGCUAACAAGCUUCAGCUGGAUCAGCUAAAGGAACAUUGCCUGAACUUUGUGGUGAAGGAAUCCCAUUUUAAUCAAGUAAUAAUGAUGAAGGAGUUCGAGCAUCUUUCUUCAUCCCUCAUAGUGGAGAUCGUACGGAGAAAGCAGCAACCUCCUGUUCGAACACACUCCGAUCAGCCGCUUGACAUUGGAACAUCUUUAAUUCAGGACAUGAAGGCUUACCUAGAAGGAGCUGGGACUGAAUUCUGUGAUAUCAUCCUUCUCUUAGACGGCCACCCGCGGCCAGCCCAUAAAGCAAUCCUAGCAGCGCGCUCCAGUUACUUUGAAGCCAUGUUCCGUUCCUUCAUGCCAGAAGAUGGGCAAGUGAAUAUUUCUAUAGGUGAAAUGGUUCCCAGCAAGCAAGCAUUUGAGUCUAUGCUUAGAUACAUUUAUUAUGGAGAAGUAAACAUGCCUCCUGAAGACUCCCUCUACCUCUUUGCUGCACCUUACUAUUACGGCUUCUCCAACAACAGACUACAAGCCUAUUGUAAGCAGAAUCUAGAAAUGAAUGUCACAGUGGAGAACGUACUCCAGAUUUUAGAGGCAGCUGACAAGACCCAGGCCCUGGACAUGAAGAGGCACUGCCUGCACAUCAUCGUUCACCAAUUCACCAAGGUCUCCAAGUUGCCAAAUCUCCGCUCCCUAAGUCAGCUCCUCCUCCUUGACAUCAUAGAGUCAUUAGCUAACCACAUAUCAGACAAGCAGUGCGCAGAGCUGGGCUCAGACAUAUGACAUGCUUUGGUAAUCAAACUUUUCGUUUGUUCCUCAAAAAAAACCUAGCACUUUACGGCUGACUCUCUUUUUUACCAUUCCAUACUGAGCUGCUCAGAGCGUCUGCACAACAUAGCAGGCAGCCAAGAGGAGCACGGACGGCUCACUCUCCCCUGGAUUGACUUGGGUUGUACCUUUGUGGAGAAGGGUUUGGUCUCUGUUACGCAAAUGUAAAAUUAAAACAUUACAGGAAUGAAUUUAUUCCACGUGGUUUUAGGAGUAACUAAGUUCAGAAUCAAGCCCAUUAUUACUUUUAUACUGUAAAAUAAGAGUCAUGAGUAAGAGAGUCAUUAAUACUUUGAAACACAGUAUUUAAAUAAUAGUAUUUAAAGAACUUCAGCUGACACAGCCAGGGGCUGUAAGGGGAAGUCAGAUACAACAAAACUGGAAACAAAGCGCGUGGUGUUGGCGGCGAGGCUGACCGCUGGACCAGAAUGUAGUGACUUUUCAGAGACUCUCCGUGGUGUGGUUUAAAAGAUAAGCCCUUUUGCAACUGCCUCGAUUGGUGGGCUGCAGGAGUCCAGACCUGUGCUCCGCAACAGGUCAGACUAGAAGAUUACAGCGGGCCUUUCUGACCAUCAAAUCCAUUAAUCCUGUCUCGCUAAGCCUUUCUAAAUCAAUUUAUUAAUAAAGAGUUAACAUAAUCUCCCAGCA
This is a messenger RNA of Grus americana (Whooping crane), 3314 nucleotides long. RefSeq names its product leucine zipper like post translational regulator 1 (gene LZTR1). The coding region runs from base 108 to 2621 and encodes 837 amino acids. Lineage: Eukaryota; Metazoa; Chordata; Aves; Gruiformes; Gruidae. The transcript has 21 exons. The record is from RefSeq and is a predicted model, not a curated record. Gene Ontology annotation, cellular component: Golgi apparatus. Gene Ontology annotation, molecular function: protein binding.